AUGGAUUUUCAAGGCAACAAAGCCAUCAGUUGUACCAAAUAUCGGUUCCUGUACUUCAACCCAAACUUCACUAAAUCUCUCAAAUGGCAGUGGCUCUGUAACCAACAUGGACCCAUCGAGUAUAGAAACCGGAAACGUAAGAUAAUUGGAUCACCUCCAUCGGUGAAUUCAAAAACUAAACAAAAGAAAGCAAGGCCAGGUUCGAACAUUACAGGACCAUCGAGUUCUGGUCUUCCACAAUUGUUUGAAACAGAUUCAAAUCCUGAAGCUACUCAGUGUCCAAACCAAAACAAAACAAAUGAAUUCAUUCCUCCACCAAGGUUCAUCGUACAGGACCAUCCUGAAGCUUACAAUAAUCGAUAUGAAAUAGAGAGUGAGUCUGAAAAUGAAGAUGAAUAUGACGACAAUCAGACUUACAAUGGCUAUCCUGGUGGAGAGUCUUUGAUAAACCCAUCACCACAAUAUAUCCCACAACAAGAAAAUCAUACCGUUACUUCAUCUAUUACUAUAGGGUUACAAAAAAACGGUUAUUACGACGAAGGGGAUCCAGUUUGGAAUUGUAGGUUUUGUCAAGCAUACAUGUGGUAUGGUGAAAGAAUUGGAAAACGCCGUCGUAGCAAGAAACCUGUCUUCUCAAUGUGUUGUAAACAUGGAAAAGUUGUGCUUCCUCGCCUCGCGAAUCCUCCAAUGGAGUUAAUGUAUUUGUUAUGCAAAGGAGACGAAUUAAGUAAACAUUAUCGAGAGUUUAUACGAGCUUACAAUAUGAUGUUCUCUUUCACAUCACUUGGGAAGAAGAUAGAUCAUUCUAUUAACAAUGGUCGUGGACCAUUUGUUUUUCGAAUGUCCGGUGAGAACUAUCAUCGUAUUGGUGAUAUAGUUCCCGAGCCUGGACAAGCUCCAAAAUUCUCCCAGCUGUAUAUCAUUGAUACUUUAAAUGAGAUAAAAAAUAGACUUGACGCUUAUGCCGGGUCGGACGGAGCUAGCGCUAAGAAACUAAGAGAACCACUUGUUCUUCUUCUGCAGAAUAUGUUAGAUCAGUAUAAUCCUCAUGUUAAGGCUUUUAGAUCUGCAAGAGAUAGGUUCGACGUGGAAGGAUCAACAGGUUAUAGGAUGAGGUUGAUUGAAAGUCGGCAAUCUGAUGGACGGACCCAUAAUCUGCCCACUGCAAAUGAAGUUGCUGCUUUGAUACCUGGAGAUUUUGUUUUAAAUAUGGAGCCCCGAGAUAUUGUUCUAGAGAGUACAAGUGGAAAGUUGCAAAGGAUAAGUGAAUUACAUCCGGCGUAUUUGCCUCUGCAGUAUCCACUAUUGUUUCCAUAUGGAGAGGAUGGUUUUCGAUUAAAUAUUCCAAUUGGUUUUGAAGACACGGCUGGGAGAAAACGCAAAAAUGUAACUAUGCGUGAAUACUUUGCAUUUCGCAUUUUAGAGAGGAAGGGGGAAGCACCCACGAUUACGAGAUCCGGAAGAUUGUUUCAUCAGUUCCUUGUGGACGCCUACACAAUGAUAGAAUCGAGUAGACUGCGUUACUUAUGGCUGAAUCAGAAAAAACUCCGGUCAGUUAGUUAUGAUGCAAUCCAGAAGGCAGCUGCAAAAGGCGGAGCUAAGAUGGCUGAGCAAGGGAGCCGAAUUUUCAUCCCAGCAACUUUCACCGGAGGAAAAUGUUAUAUGAAGCAGCAUUACUACGAUGCCAUGGCUUUGUGCAAGUACUAUGGAUUUCCAGAUCUUUUCAUCACUUUUACGUGCAAUCCAAAAUGGCCUGAAGUUACAAGGUAUCUGAAAAAAUAUAACCUUACCACCGAAGACAGACCUGAAAUUUUGUGUAGAGUUUUCAAGAUGAAACUCGAUAAUCUUAUUGAGUUUUUGACAAACAAGGACGGCUCCUUAUUUGGUCCAGUUUCUGCAGUAAUGUACACGAUUGAGUUUCAGAAAAGAGGAAUGCCACACGCUCAUAUUCUCGUCUUCAUGCAAAAUGGAGCCAAAUUUCCAACAGCUGAUCAUAUAGACACUAUUAUAUCGGCUGAGAUACCUGACAAGACGGUAGAUCCAGACCUGUAUGCAAUCGUUGGGGAUUGUAUGAUGCAUGGUCCUUGCGGUCCAGCAAAGAAGGAUAAUGUAUGUAUGGUUAACGGUAAAUGCUCUAAGAUGUUUCCGAAACGACUGAACAUCAGGACAUCGAUUGACGCAAAUGGAUUUUCAGCUUACAUGCGUCGUAUUGAUGGUAGGUUCAUUGAGAAAAAUGGAAUCAGAUUAGACAAUGGAUAUGUUGUACCUUACAAUAGAAACCUCAUGCUUAGAUAUCACGCGCAUAUGAAUGUCGAGUGGUGCAUCCAAACGCGUGCUGUUAAGUAUCUUUUCAAAUAUAUCCAUAAGGGACCUGAUUAUGCUUCAGCUGCAAUGGAUAAAGAAGAUGAAGAUGGCGUCAUCGACGAAAUCAAAACAUAUUACGACUGCAGAUAUAUAACUGCAUGCGAGUCAUCGUGGCGGGUUCUUGCUUUUCCUACACAUUUUCGUACUAUUUCUGUAGAGAAAAUUGGAUUUCAUCUCCCUGAUCAGGAGCUGGUGUUUUUUGAUGAAGAUGAACCUAUUGAGAGUAUCCUCAAGAAAAAAUCUGUCAACCAAUCCAUGUUUCUGGCGUGGUUCAUAGCAAAUCAAAAAUAUCCAGAGGCAAGAGAUUUGACAUAUGCCGAAUUUCCAACAAAAUUUGUUUGGAAAGCAAGUAUGAGAGAAUGGGUACCACGUAAACGAGGCUUUGCGAUAGGGAGGAUUGCACAUAUUAAUCCAUCACAAGAUGAGCUAUAUUUCUUAAGAGUAAUGCUAAAUUGGGUAAGAGGGCCGAAAUCGUACGAGGAUAUAAGAACAGUUGAUGGUGUUGUAUAUUCUACAUACGAAGAUGCUUGCUAUGCUUUGGGUUUGAUGGAUGAUGACAAGGAAUACAUAGAAGCUAUCAAAGAUUGUAGUGAUAAUAGUUCUGGCACGUAUGCGAGGAAGCUUUUUUCGAGAAUGUUGGUAUCCAAAACAUUAUCUCAGCCUCAUGUUGUGUGGGAAGCUACUUGGGAGUAUCUAACCGACGAUAUUCUCUACAAGAAACGACGACAAACUGGAAAUCCCGAGUUGAACUUGACCAUAGAUCAUAUCAAAAACAUUGCUCUAACCGAGAUUCAAAAUCAUUUGCUUAGCAAUGGUCGUAGCCUCCAGAAAUGGCCCCUAAUGCCCAAGCCAGAUGAUUUUGGUUGUUACAACGGCAAUCGCCUUAUAGAUGAUGAGCUUAAGUAUGUUGUGGAAGAUCAGCUAAAGAAAAUGAAAGACUUAUGGCGAUGA
This is a messenger RNA of Raphanus sativus (radish), 3315 nucleotides long. RefSeq lists its product as uncharacterized. The record is from RefSeq and is a predicted model, not a curated record. Lineage: Eukaryota; Viridiplantae; Streptophyta; Magnoliopsida; Brassicales; Brassicaceae. The coding region runs from base 1 to 3315 and encodes 1104 amino acids. The transcript has 11 exons.